CGAGUCCCACAGUGAACAUCAACUCUGAGAUGCAGGUACAUCCAGUUGACGAGUCCCAAAUAGGACGAAACGCGCUUCAAACUGGAUUCCCUUGCUACCCACUAUCCAUCUCUCCGAUGGAUACAUUUCUCUUCCCUGCUCCCCCUCUUCCAUCCUAGACUAAUAUUAAUUAGUUAAUUACAUUUAUUUAUAUACAUUUAAUAUUUAAUCAUUGUUCAAUUGUAACCAUUUUAUUUUUCUAUUUAUCCUUGAUCAUGCAUUAUGAUUGGUCAAUGUGUGUAUCAAUGACCUUGAGUGUGACAAUUUUAUUUUUAUAAAUAGUUAAGUUUAUAAAUUACUGUCUUGAUUACGAUUAUCCUUAUCAUUAGUAGUAGUAGUGGUACUGGUAGUAGUGGUAGUAGUAGCAGUAGUACAGUGUUGUAUGUUUUCCAUCAAACUGAUUCUCAUUACAUAAAGGAAGAUUGUUGUUAACCUAUUGAGACAUAAAAAAGAAAAAAGAAGAACAAACACAGUCUGGAUUAUUCAUACAACUUACAAUAGAGUUAAUCUAUAUGAAAGAAUAGUGAAAAAAACAAGAGGGAAGGUUUUCCCCUUUUAUGAAAAAAUAAAAAACACACGUCUAUAUAUAUAGAUAUACAAGACCGGUGAAUUAUGUUUUUACAUUUUUUUUUCUAGAAAAAAAAGUAAAUUUUAUCUCAGUUUCAAAGUUUAUUGGACAAUGGACUAGUUUUAUUUUGUUUGUUUUUCUCUGUUGCUGCUUAGUUACUGUCUAUAACGAUUAAAAAAAAAAGAAAAGAAAGAAAAAGAAAAGAAAAAAAAGUAAAACAUAAUAAUAAUAAUAAUAAUCAUAUAUCAAAUUUAAUUCACUUACAAACCAAAAAAAAAAACAUUCUGUAAAGGAAAAAUUAAUUAAUGUGAAUUAAAAAUAAAAGAAAUUGAAUGGAAUAGUGUUGUAAUGAUUUUUGAGAAACUUCAAAACAUUGAACCAUUGAAAUUAUUGAAUAUUGAAUCAUCGAACUCAUUGAAUAUUGAAUCAUCGAACCCAUUGAACAUUGAAUCAUUGAAUAUUGAAUCCUGGAACACAUUUAAUAUUGAAUCCUUGAACACAUUAAAUAUUGAAUCGUUGAACUCAUCGAACAUUGAACCUUUGAACGCAUUAAGUAUUGAACAGUUGAAAACAUUGAAUAUUGAACCAUUGAACUCAUUGAUUAUUGAAUCAUCGAACAUUGAACCUUUGACAUCAUUGAAUAUUGAAUUAUUGAAUUUACUGAAUAUUGAACCAUUGAAAUUAUUGAAUAUUGAAUUAAUUAUAAGUUCUAUAAUAAUUCAUUUAAUUGUUUUCAUGUUUUGUAUAAAAUUUAAAACAAAUCCUCAUCCUCCUCCUCAUUCUCCUCCUUCUCCUCCUCCUCCUCAUCAUCAUCAUCAUCAUUAUAAAUUAUCAUUAAAUAAAUUGAAUGAAAUUGAUAAAAAUGAAAAAUUCAGUUUAAUAAAAAAAAAUUCAAAAAAUGUAUUACGCAAUCAUAAAUUAUUAUGUCAUUGUAGAGAAGAUCAAUUAAGUGAUAAACACUUCACAGUAAUUGAUUCCAAUUCAAUAUCCAGCUCAGAGAAUAAAACUUCAUCAAAAUGUAUUAAAUCUAAUGAAUUCAAUGAAAAUCAAUUAACAUUAUUACAUAAUCAUCAAUUAUCCAAUUCAUUACAUAAUAAUAAUAAUAAUAAUAAUAAUAAUAAUAGUUUACCAAUUAAAUUAUCCAAUAAUUUAGAUCUAAAUCAAUCCAAUCCAAUUUCAAUUAAAACCUUGACAACUAAAAUAAAUUUGAAUGAGAAUCACCAUCAUCACCACCAUCACAAUCAGCAUCAUCACCACCACCACCAACAACAACAACAAUCAUUACCAUUUACUGUAUGGUUUAUCAAAAUGGCAAAGAAGUUACUUUAUUGGAAAAAUACUUUUAUGAAUAUUCAUUUAUCAUCAAAAUCAUCGAAUUAUUGUCAUAUUAUAAAUGAGAUCCCUAUUGAUGAAUAUCACAAUACAAUCAAUGUUAAUAGAAUUGAUAAUGAUCAUUUAAACAAAAUAACAAUUCAGAAAAGAUUAAGCGAUAAGGGGACAUUUGGAUUCAAUAUACAACAUAUUAAACAAAAAGCUAAUAGUUUAAAAGAACAAAGUAGAAAAGGCAAAGUCUAUCAUGGUUAUUCAAUUUGGACUGAUAGUAAAAGUGUUAUACAAACAUUUUCAAAUAGAAUAUCACCAUAUUCUACUACUUAUUAUCAUUUAUCACCAUAUAGACAAUAUGAUUCACAAAGUGAUUUAUUUGAUCCAAUUUAUUCAGCAAUUCAAUAUCCUUUAAAAGAUACAUUACAAUCAACACAUUCAUCAUUAUGGGAUCAUUCAUCAGUGUCAGUACAUCAACCAUAUGGAAAAGAUCGUCUUCUAGUUAAAAAUAUUUGGACAAGUCAGGAUUCAAUUGUAUCCGAUGCCCAUGUCUAUUGUGAGCUAAUCGAAUUGAAAUCCACUAAAACUCAUUAUCCUACAAAUAAGAAAUUGGAUUGUAGAUCAUUUUAUAAAGAUUAUUCCACUUGUAGUUUACCUUCAUAUGAUAAUCAAUAUAAUCAAGAUGUCAUCUCAGAUAAAUAUUGUAAUGAACAACCACCAAAAUUACCACAUCGAAAUUAUGGUGAAAGUACUUUGAAUAUGGUUGCUAAUUUACGUUUAUGGGCAACAAGAAAUAAACAAAAAAUUUUAAAAAAUCUUUAUAAAAUCAAUAAAUUACAUAAAAAUGUUUAUUCUAUGUCAGAUAUGACAUGGAGAUUAAAAAAGAAACGACAUUUUUAUGAUUUACCUUUAGAUAAACGAAAAAAUUAUACAGAACAAUCAUCGUUAAGAACAUCAUUUCAAUAUCAUAAACACAAUAAUUUGGGGAGUAGAAAUUUUAUAGAAAAACCUAAAGAUUACGAUGAAUUAACUAGUCGAAAUACAAGAUCCACUUUCUCGGAAACUGAUAUCGUUUCAUUGGAGAAUAUCAAUUCAUUCAAUAUUUGGAGUUCACAACAACCGAAGGAUCCAAUAAGUUCAGCUUGUUAUUCUAAUGAAGCUUUUUCUUUGGAAACGAAUAUACAAUUAACAAAACAGUCGACCAACUUCAAUGAUCGAUGCAAUAAUCUUAGACAUAUCGAUAGUGAAUCUGAUAUAACAGAAUUAUCUCCCAUUUAUAAAAGAAAUAAAUCUCCAAGAAGUAAACCAUUAAAAUUGAAUCCUUCAUUAUAUCCAUAUCCAUCUCUGACAUCAACAUCAUUCACACCAUUAUAUCAUAUUUAUAUACCAAAUCAAUGUAGACAUCAUUCCUACAUGAAUGAUGUUCAUUUACAAUGUCAUCAAAACAAUACAAUCCAUUCUCACAUAUCUAAUCGAAUGUUAACUGAAGAGAUUCCCUAUUAUACUACGACUACUACUACUGCUACCACUACUACUACUACUACUACUACUUCUCCUUAUUUAUGUAUGCCACCAUUAAUGGAACGUUCUAUGGAAGAUGAUGAAUAUCAUUUAUACAAAUGAUUGUGAAUUAUUCAAAUGAGGUUGUUUGUUAUUUUUUUGUAAAUAGAUAUAUAUUUUUUUCUUAUUUUUGGAUCUAAUCUGUAAUACCAUUUACAAGUCAGGUUAUUUAUAAAUUGUAUAUAGAUGAAUUAGUUCAUUACUUAUGCCUAUUACUCCCAAAAUGGAGAAUAGGACCACAACUAGCAUUCUCGGAUCCAUUCUGUCCUGGGUCUUCUUUUGUUUUUUUAC
This is a messenger RNA of Schistosoma spindalis, 3781 nucleotides long. The record is from the annotation of a GenBank genome assembly. Lineage: Eukaryota; Metazoa; Platyhelminthes; Trematoda; Strigeidida; Schistosomatidae.